Molecule: messenger RNA, 747 nt
Organism: Malassezia sympodialis ATCC 42132
Lineage: Eukaryota; Fungi; Basidiomycota; Malasseziomycetes; Malasseziales; Malasseziaceae
Gene: PRE10
Product: proteasome core particle subunit alpha 7
Biological process (GO): ubiquitin-dependent protein catabolic process
Cellular component (GO): proteasome core complex; proteasome core complex, alpha-subunit complex
Source: RefSeq, a predicted model, not a curated record
AUGGCGUCGCAAGGGACUGGCUACGACCUCUCCGCAAGCACGUACUCGCCGGAUGGGCGCAUCUUCCAGAUUGAGUAUGCCGUCAAGGCAGUCGAAAACGCAGGCACGGCGAUCGCCGUGCGUACGAAGGACGGCGUCGUGUUCGGCGUCGAGAACCUCGUGCACUCGAAGCUCAUGGUGCCUGGCUCUCACAAGCGCAUCUUUGGCGUUGACCGGCAUGCGGUGCUGACCUCUGCAGGCCUGAUCGCGGACGGCAAGCACCUCGCGAACCGCGCGCGCGACGAGGCGAACAACUUCUUCGAUACAUACAAGCAAAAAGCGCCGAUCAAGACGAUUGCGGAGCGUCUCGCGCUCUACGUCCAAGCGUUCACACUUUACUCUUCGGUCCGGCCAUUUGGCGCGUCGGCCAUUGUCGGCGGCGUUGAUGCGGAGCGCGGCCCGCAGCUCUAUGUGAUCGAGCCGAGCGGCAUGGUUCUCGGCUACCACGGCUGCGCCGUCGGUAAGGGCAAGCAGUUUGUCAAGACAGAGAUUGAGAAACUCGCCUUGGACGAGCUCAGUAUGGAGCAGGCCGUCGACGAAGUGGCUCGCAUCAUCUACAAGGCCCACGACGAUGCCAAGGACAAGGAGUUUGAGCUCGAGCUCUCAUGGGUCCGCGCAGAUGGGCGACAUGCGCCGGUGCCGGCCGAGCUACGAGACGAGGCGAUUCGAAAGGCACUCCAGUCACUGGACGACGAAAUGGAAGAUUAG